Molecule: messenger RNA, 5826 nt
Organism: Nycticebus coucang (slow loris)
Lineage: Eukaryota; Metazoa; Chordata; Mammalia; Primates; Lorisidae
Gene: PLCB3
Product: phospholipase C beta 3
Exons: 32
Coding region: 1452-5204 (1250 amino acids)
Biological process (GO): lipid catabolic process; phosphatidylinositol-mediated signaling
Molecular function (GO): calmodulin binding; phosphatidylinositol-4,5-bisphosphate phospholipase C activity; calcium ion binding
Source: RefSeq, a predicted model, not a curated record
AGCCCUGGUAAGAGAGGACAAAGAGGAUUACAAGUCUUGUCCCGUUUCUUCAAGGGCAGGGAGUGGAGGCAGGAAGUUGGAGGGUUGAAAUCCUCCUACAAGUCCCUUCCCCUCUGGGCCCCAAGUGGAGAUAAUAAUCAGACCCUGCCCUCCUCUUCAUACCCAAAGGCAAGGAGAUUCACUAGGUUAAAGUUGGAGGAACCCCAGGGCAGGGCAGGACUCUUGGGGAGGGGGGGUGCUCAGAGCCUGGGGCAAAGGGGCCUGCAGGGCAGCUCUUCUUUGGCUGACCCUCCUCCCCUCAGAAUCAGCUUCAUCUCUUUCUGGGUUUCUAGGUGACUUGGCUGGCCCCUCUGGAUGAGUUCUACUUUAAACUAGCUGCUGCUACUGCCUCUGUAUUGGGGGGGCUCCCACAGGGGCCCCCAGGCAGGAACCUCCCCCCAGCCAAGCCCUGCGGGAGGGGCUGCAGCCCCCACCCAUGCCAGUGCCCAUGUGCCUUUCCCUCCUCCCAUCCCUGGAACACAGAUUUCAGGGCACCUGCUAUGAGCCAGGCACUGCAGACAGAGCCCCUCCUCAACCCUUUUCCUUUGGGGACACCCAUGAGGCUUCUGACCUCUCUGGGCAGACAACUAGCGUUCCUCUGGCAGUUUUCAGCCAAGAGGCUCACAUUGACAAGUCUCAAGUCAUGAGGGUCUUCGGCACACGAAGAGGUGUUCUAGAGCCCGCUCUGGAAGGCCGGGAUGCCUGGCUCCUCAAAGGUGGUAGCAGGCGCCCAGCCUCCCAGGGAUAGGGACGGGGGAGGGGCGCCUGCCGCCCGGAGGCCCAUUAGCUAGCUAAGUGCUCCCAGGGAGGGGGACAGUACAGAUGCUGGAGACAGAGAGGCAAAGCGAGGGCACUUGGGGAGUGGGAGUGGCCUUUUCAGCACUCAGCGAGGAGCUGGGAGGAGGACAGAGUACUGUGACCCUCGGUCUAAGUUCUGUCCUCCAAGAGUACCCCAGCCUCCAUCUCUCAGAAAUCUCAGAGAGCUGACCCCGGUCCGCCUUAAGCAGUACCCCCUACACCAGUAGCUCCAGCUGCGGCCCCGCAACACCUGCCGGCCCCAGAGGCCUCCUCCAACCCCUGGUUGGAAGAAUCAAGGAGCUGCUGAACCCCCACCUAGUCCCGGUACCCCUGGCCCAAUCCCUCCAGCUGCAGUCGCCGCCCCGGCCGCCAGGGGGAGCCGACGCGGAGCGGGCGGGCCGGACGCGGUGGGAGGAGGCGGUGCCGCCCCGGCCCCGCCCCGGCCCCGCCCCACCCGGGCCCCGCCGAGUCUCUGGUCGGUCCCGGACAGACUGGCCGGCGGGAGCUGACGCCGUGGGGCCGAAGCGGGCCGCGCGGGAGGGCGCGAAGAGAGCAGCGGCGCCCACGGUCUCCACUGGGGCUCCGUGGGUUCCCGACCCACCCCUGGCCCGGCUAUGGCGGGCGCCAGGCCCAGCGUCCACGCGCUGCAGCUGGAGCCGCCCACCGUAGUGGAGACCCUGCGACGCGGGAGUAAGUUCAUCAAAUGGGACGAGGAGACCUCCAGCCAGAACCUGGUGACUCUGCGUGUGGACCCCAAUGGCUUCUUCUUGUACUGGACAGGACCUAAUAUGGAGGUGGAUACACUGGACAUAAGUUCCAUCCGGGACACACGGAUGGGCCGUUAUGCCCGCCUGCCCAAGGACCCCAAGAUCCGGGAAGUGCUGGGCUUUGGGGGCCCUGAUGCCCGGCUAGAAGAGAAGCUGAUGACUGUGGUGGCUGGGCCAGACCCAGUGAACACAAUAUUCUUGAACUUCAUGGCUGUGCAAGAUGACACGGCCAAGGUUUGGUCUGAGGAGCUGUUCAAACUGGCUAUGAACAUCUUGGCUCAGAAUGCCUCCCGGAACACCUUCCUGCGCAAAGCAUACACAAAGCUGAAGCUGCAAGUAAACCAGGAUGGACGGAUCCCAGUCAAGAACGUCCUGAAGAUGUUCUCAGCAGACAAGAAGAGAGUGGAGACUGCACUGGAAUCCUGUGGCCUCAAUUUUAACAGAAGUGAGUCCAUUCGGCCCGAUGAGUUUUCCUUGGAGAUUUUCGAGCGGUUCCUUAACAAGUUGUGUCUGCGACCAGACAUUGACAAGAUCCUGCUGGAGAUAGGUGCCAAGGGCAAGCCGUAUCUGACACUGGAGCAGCUCAUGGACUUCAUCAACCAGAAGCAGCGGGACCCCAGACUCAAUGAGGUGCUGUACCCACCCCUGCGGCCCUCCCAGGCCCGGCUGCUCAUCGAGAAGUAUGAGCCCAAUCAGCAGUUUCUGGAGCGAGACCAGAUGUCUCUGGAGGGCUUUAGCCGCUACCUGGGAGGUGAGGAGAAUGGCAUCUUGCCCCUGGAAGCUUUGGAUCUGAGUGCAGACAUGACCCAGCCGCUGAGCUCCUACUUCAUCAACUCCUCCCACAACACCUAUCUCACAGCGGGGCAGCUGGCAGGGACCUCGUCGGUGGAGAUGUACCGCCAGGCACUGCUGUGGGGCUGUCGCUGUGUGGAGCUGGAUGUGUGGAAGGGGCGGCCACCUGAGGAGGAGCCCUUCAUCACCCAUGGCUUCACCAUGACCACGGAGGUGCCCCUGCGAGAUGUGCUUGAGGCCAUCGCAGAGUCCGCCUUCAAGACCUCACCCUACCCGGUCAUCCUCUCCUUUGAGAACCACGUGGACUCUGCAAAGCAGCAGGCCAAGAUGGCUGAAUACUGUCGCUCCAUCUUUGGGGACGCACUGCUCAUUGACCCACUGGACAAACACCCGCUGGCCCCAGGGGUCCCACUGCCCAGCCCUCAGGACCUGAUGGGCCGUAUCCUGGUGAAGAACAAGAAGCGACACCGUCCUAGCACCGUUGCCCCCAGUAGCUCCGUGCGCAAGCGGCCUCUGGAGCAGAGCAACUCAGCCCUGAGUGAAAGCUCCGCCACCACUGAGCCCUCCUCCCCCCAGCUUGGGUCUCCCAGCUCUGACAGCUGCCCAGGCCUGAGCAAUGGGGAGGAGCCGGGGCUGGAGAAGCUUAGCCUAGAGCCUCGUAAGUCUCUGGGUGAGGAGGGCCUAAACCGGGGCCCCGAUGCUUUUGGACCUGCUGAUCGUGAAGAGGAGGAGGAAGAUGAGGAUGAAGAGGAGCAGACAGACCCCAAAAAGCCAACAACAGAUGAGGGCACAGCCAGCAGUGAGGUCAAUGCCACUGAGGAGAUGUCCACACUUGUGAACUACAUUGAGCCUGUCAAGUUCAAGUCCUUUGAAGCUGCUCGAAAGAGGAACAAGUGCUUUGAAAUGUCAUCCUUCGUGGAGACCAAGGCCAUGGAGCAGCUGACCAAGAGCCCCAUGGAGUUUGUGGAAUACAACAAGCAGCAGCUAAGCCGCAUCUACCCCAAGGGCACCCGAGUGGACUCCUCCAACUACAUGCCGCAGCUUUUCUGGAAUGUGGGCUGCCAACUCGUCGCCCUCAACUUCCAGACCCUAGACUUGGCGAUGCAGCUCAACGCGGGUGUAUUUGAGUACAAUGGACGCAGCGGGUACCUGCUCAAGCCCGAGUUCAUGCGGCGGCCAGACAAGUCCUUCGACCCCUUCACUGAGGUCAUCGUGGACGGCAUCGUGGCCAAUGCCUUGCGGGUCAAGGUGAUCUCGGGGCAGUUCCUGUCCGAUAGGAAGGUGGGCAUCUACGUGGAGGUAGACAUGUUCGGUCUUCCUGUGGACACACGGCGCAAGUACCGCACUCGUACCUCUCAGGGGAACUCAUUCAACCCUGUGUGGGACGAGGAACCCUUCGAUUUCCCUCAGGUGGUACUGCCCACGCUGGCUUCACUUCGCAUUGCUGCCUUUGAGGAGGGCGGCAAAUUCGUAGGGCACCGCAUCCUGCCUGUCUCUGCCAUCCGCUCAGGGUACCACUAUGUCUGCCUGCGGAAUGAGGCCAACCAGCCACUGUGCCUGCCAGCUCUGCUCAUCUACACUGAGGCCUCAGACUACAUUCCUGAUGACCACCAGGACUAUGCCAAGGCCCUGAUCAACCCCAUUAAGCACGUCAGCCUGAUGGAUCAGAGGGCUAAGCAGCUGGCUGCCCUCAUUGGGGAGAGUGAGGCUCAGGCUGGCCUUGAGAUGUGCCAGGAGAGCCCAUCUCAGCAGCUGGGGUCCCAGGUGUCCCUAAACCCCACACCUAGCCCACUGGUUGCCUCCCCCCGCCGACCCCCAGGUCCCACAACCUCCCCCACCAGCACCUCCCUCAGCAGCCCAGGGCAGCGGGAUGACCUCAUUGCCAGCAUCCUCUCAGAGGUGGCUGCCACCCCACUGGAUGAGCUCCAAAGCCACAAGACUCUGGUCAAGCUCCGCAGCCGGCAAGAGCGAGACCUACGAGAGCUGUACAAGAAGCAUCAGCGGAAGGCUGUCACCCUCACUCGCCGCUUGCUCGAAGGCUUGGCCCAGGCCCGGGCUGAGAGCAGGUGCCGGCACCGGCAAGGUGUCCUCCCAAGUCCAGGUGAUGGAGCAUCAGCCCAGAGGGGUUCUCCCCACAGGGGUGGGGCUGGUGACGUGGAGGACAUGAAGGAGGAGGAGGAAGAGGUGAAGCGGUAUCAAGAGUUCCAGAACAGGCAGGUGCAAAGUCUGCUGGAGCUGAGGGAGGCCCAGGCAGACACAGAGGCUGAGCGGAGGCUGGAGCACCUGAAACAGGCUCAGCAGCGGCUCAGGGAGAUUGUCCUGGAGGCACACACAGCUCAGUUCAAGAGGCUGAAGGAGAUGAAUGAGAGGGAGAAGAAGGAGCUACAGAAGAUCCUGGACAGGAAGCGCCACAACAGUAUCUCAGAGGCCAAGACAAGGGAGAAACAUAAGAAGGAGGCGGAACUGACAGAGAUUAAUCGUCGGCACAUCACUGAGUCAGUCAACUCCAUCCGUCGGCUGGAGGAAGCCCAGAAGCAGCGACAUGACCGCCUUGUGGCUGGGCAGCAGCAGGUCCUACAACAGCUGGCCGAAGAGGAGCCCAAGCUGCUGGACCAGCUGGCCCAGGAAUGUCAGGAGCACCGGGCGAGGCUGCCCCAGGAGAUCCGCCGAAGCCUGCUGGGCGAGACGAUGGAGGGGCUGGGGGACGGGCCUCUGGUGGCCUGUGCCAGCAACAGUCACACACCCCAGAACAGUGGGCACCUGUUCGGUGCUGACUCGGAGAGCCAGGAGGAGAACACGCACCUCUGAAUUUUGAGCAAGAGAUGAGGAAAUGGAGGCCCAGAGCGAUGUCACGUGUGCCAGGCUACAGCUAAGAGUCCUAACCCGGAGGCAGGGCGGGCCUGGACCCUCUAUAGCAGAUUGUCUUCGGCCAGCCUGGAGGAUCUGCUCCAUACCUCAGAACCAGUGCAGAGCCCACGGAGAGGGAGAGGGCGCGGCUGGGCAGCAGGAGGGUCAGGCUGGCACCUCUUCAAGGCCUCGCCCAGCUUCCUGGCAAGCAACAGACUCCCUCCUCCAGAGGAAGGCAGCCUCUUAUCUGGGCUUAUCUCCUGCCAAUUGAGUGUUUGCUUUGCUUUGUUUUUGUUGCAGCCUCAGGCAAACAGAUGGAGUGGGGAGGCUGGAGAAACCUGUCUGGAGUAAGGCCCUUCUCCCUCAGGGUCAAUACCACUGCCCAACCUUCCUCCCUUCUGCUGUAAGAUUUGGUCCUAUCCCCAAAUCUGCCUACUCCCCUGUAUUCAGUGUCUAGGCCCUAUAAUAGCCAAGGCCCACCUUCCUGACCCGGCUCCCCUCCACUUACAAAACAUUCCAUGUUGGUUCCUGGGUCCUCAAAAACCAGCUAAACUCCCAACUCCUGGGUAUGACCUUCCAGCCC